AUGUAAUUGUAGUUUCCGACGACACCUAAAUCCGUCUUGAAAGCAGCUGUGUUGACAGGAGACUGUCCUUGGCUAGCAGCGUUAGCUAACCCGAGCUAGCCAACACAUAUACAGACCGUUUGUUUUUGGCCUAUAUGAGACGGUUUUGCUGUUCCAGGUCCGGUGACUGUGCUCCACCCCUCAGGUAAGAGCUGAGGGUCGGGCUGAUGUCAUCCAGUCAGGGUGACAGAGGGGGUCUUUCUCAGGCUGCCCAAAACGACAACCCCAAUCAGACUGCUGCAACAUCCAACACACCUGAGGCACAGGUUUCUCCUGUUUUGGAUGAGGUUUCUCCUUCCUCCAUGUCCUCUUUUGAGAUGCUGGACAUGGAGUCGGUUCCACCUCCGUACCAAGAGGUACAGCCUCACUGGUUCUUCUGUCGUGGGGCAGAUGACAGCGCCUCCUGGCAUCCCUUCAGCAGAGAGGACUCUGACAAACUAGAGCAUGCUUGCAACACUUUAAAAGAUAAUGAGGAGGACCUGGUGGUUGCUGUGGAAGGGGAGCGCUAUGAUGUCCGUGUCAGGGAGAGGACGCGUUAUGCUGUCUAUUGGGACCAAGCUCCAACUGAGGUCCGCCGCUGUACCUGGUUCUACAAAGGAGAUAAGGACACAAGGUUCUUGCCUUACUCCGAGGAAUUCAGCAAACGUCUGGAGGAAGCCUAUAUGAUAGCAGUGACCUUAGACGAAUGGAAAAGGAAACUAGACUUUCCCACUGGGGAGACAGUCAUCUUGCACAACCCUAAGCUGAUAAUGCAUUAUCAGCCAAUAGGAAUGCAGGAUGAGUGGGUUUCCUCUCCGUCGGAGCAGACACGCCCUCGCACAGUCAAGAGGGGAGUAGAGAACAUCUUUGUAGAGAUACCUGAUGGUGAACCGGAGAAGGUGGAUCAUCUGGUCUUUAUGGUUCAUGGCAUUGGUCCUGCAUGUGACUUGCGCUUUAGAUCCAUCAUACAGUGUGUAAAUGACUUCAGGAGUGUUUCGCUGUGCCUCCUGGCCUCCCACUAUAAGCGUUCGCAGCAGGAAGGCCAUGUGGGUCGAGUUGAAUUCCUUCCUGUCAACUGGCAUAGUGCUCUGCAUGGGGAUGCCACUGGUGUGGAUGAGGACAUUCAGAGGAUCACUUUACCCAGCAUCAGCCGCCUCAGACAUUUCACCAACGACACUCUGCUGGACUUAUUUUUUUACAACAGCCCCACCUACUGCCAGACAAUAGUGGACACAGUGGCCUCAGAGAUCAACCGGCUACACGCCCUCUUUAAGCAGAGACACCCAGAAUUUGAUGGAGCACUUUCUGUAGUCGGACAUAGCUUGGGUUCUCUGAUCCUGUUUGACCUGCUAACCAAUCAGAGGAUUGGGUCCAGAGCAAGAGAAGGAGUACCUUCGAGAGAACAUUGUUCUGUGAACAGUGAGACGUUGGAGCAGACGCUGACUAAAUUGGGCCUCCAGCAGUACCUGGGAACUCUGCAGGCAGAAAAUGUCGACAUGGAAUCACUGGCUCUCUGCCAAGACAGUGAUCUUCGAGAUUUAGGAAUUCCUCUCGGACCUCGAAAGAAGAUUUUACACUACAUCAAGAAGAAGUGGUUUCCAGAGGACUGCAAGACAGCAGUGGGGGAUCAGACCUUGGAGUCUGUUCCACCUUUUCUGGCCAGUGGUGCUGGCCAGCCGGCCCAGCAACUCCUCUUCCACAGAGAGCCUUCUAUCACCAGUGCUGUGGACUAUGAAUACUUCGAUGUCGGCAUUGGACAGUCCAAUGGAGGCAUAGCCAAGGGACAGGUGUCCAUUGAAUACCCUCAGCUGGCAUUUUACCCUCAGACAUUUUUUGCUUUUGGUUCUCCGAUUGGGAUGUUCCUGACUGUACGAGGACUAAAACGCAUCGAUCCCAACUACUCGUUCCCCACAUGCAAGAGCUUUUACAACAUCUACCAUCCAUAUGACCCUGUUGCCUAUCGGAUCGAGCCCAUGAUUGUUUCAGAAGUGGAUCUGGAGCCAAUGCUUAUACCUCACCACAAAGGAAGAAAGAGGAUGCACCUUGAACUGAAAGACAGCUUAACCCGAAUGAGUAUGGAUUUGAAGAACAACGUUCUGGGAUCAUUACGAACAGCUUGGCAGUCCUUUACUAGACUACCAGUUGCUGCACUGCCCCCAGUGGAGGAGGGGGGAACUACAAAUGACACAACCCCCCAGGAGGAUCAAGUCUCAGCAGACACUGCUGCUGCUAGGAGAGAAGACAAGUUUACAGAUUUUUGGACUAAAAUACUGGAGUGGCCAAAGGCCCUUCAGAAGCAUUACCUAAAAGACAAUUUAGCUGAAUUCCUUAAAGCAUUUCCUGACAACUCUACAACAGGACAGCAUUACACAUUGUGUAAAGCAGGAGUGUACACAGAAGCUGAAUGUUCAGGGUUAGCAGAGCAGACUGAGCAGCCAGAGAUUGAAAUGGGGAUGCUGAACGGAGGGCGCCGGAUCGACUAUGUGCUCCAGGAAAAACCCAUUGAGAGCUUCAACGAAUACUUGUUUGCCAUCCAGUCUCACCUCUGUUACUGGGAAUCUGAGGACACGGCUCUGCUGCUGCUGAAGGAGAUUUACGACAAGCUCGGCGUGGCUUUUGAACAGCCACAACAGUAACAAAUGAGUGUGAAUGGAGAUUUGCUUUUAUGGCCGUUAUCUGAAAGUGAAGAAGAACUGACAGAGCCAGAAACUGAAAGACAAUCGUCUCCAGAAUGCCUUACUACCUGUGUGUUACCUGACUGCUGCCUGGCUGGUGUGCUGCAGUCAGGUGAUCUUGGUUUACGUGCGUUUGUCUAAGCUUGUUUGUGUUAGUGGUGGCUCCACAGCCAUUUCUCAAAUCUAUAUGUUUGAAUUUAGUUCUAAUAGUUUCUCAAGACCCAACCAAUGCACUUUUUUGACUAAAUAUUAAAAUUUAUUAGCACUUUUACAGUUGACAUGACCUCAUGCCCAUGUAAAAUAAAGAAAUAUGAUCAUAAUUACUAAAAAACGCACACAGUCCUCUAUUGCAUGUCAGGGGGUAAUACGUUUUUAGCCAACAUGUCUUUGCAAUGCAGCAGAAGGGAAGUAUUUAUUUUUUUUAAAUACCAUAACCUGAUCUUUUAUUUACCACUUUAGGCUACAUUGACCAAAAAAUGAUAUUAUCACAUAAGAAACAGCUGAGGUUGUUUGUUUUCUGUUUAACAAUGAAGGUUUUGUUUCUGUUACGAGUUUGUCGGCAGCUACAAUUGUUCUCCUUCUGUAAUAAAACAGCUUGAAGCCCAAAGCUGCCGCUCCUGCAUUUUUUUUAGUUAUACAGUAAUGUUAGCUUCACUCAUCUUAUUUCAAUCAGCAUAUGGUGUUAUGUAAACCAAAAUAAUGUUUACCUUCCUGUUUGUUUCUAUUUGUAUUUGAUCAUAUUUAUCACAUGUAUCUAUAGCAUCAAUCCUCUGAAGAGUUGUUGCAGUGUGUGGAAAGGCGGGUUCUUUAAAAGGCAACAGGAUUGUCUUUUCUUUAUGUACGCAUGCAACAUAUCUUUUUUUUUUUUCGUAUCUGCUACAAAGUUUGUAUAGAUUUUACAAAAAGGCCUCUACCAAUGCUCCAACUCAUCGGGGCAACUUUAUCUGAAGUUCAUACCAGCACUCUAUAAAUGAAAUUGUUGUUGAUUUACAAACAGAAAGCUAUUUAAUAUCUUUAGUUUUAUUUUAUAUCCAUAGUCUAAAUUAUAUGGUCGUCCUUUGUCUUUAUGUAUAAAUUCGUUACCUUUCCUGCCUGUAAUGCAUGCAUUUCUGUUUUGUUUAGAGAUUGCUGCCUAUUAAGGUCCUUUAAAUUUCAGUUUCUUUCUGCAGCAAGCAAUAAAAAUCAUUUUUAUUUAUUUUAUUAUUUAGAAAGACAAAAGUUAUCUUCCAAAGCUUUCAGUUUGUUUUGUAGUAAAAUUAUGGGUAUGUUCAUGUUGAAAAACCAAUCCCAGAUCACUAACUUUAAAAUCCUUUUUGUCCCAGUAAUAAAUGUAUAGGAUUUGUUUUUUUAUGCCCUGUUAUGGCAACCAUAGCCCUGCACCAAAAAGUAAAUUGAUCACAAUCUUUUGAAUGAAACAUUUGUGAAAUAAACCCAUUGGGACUGUUUAUUUCCUUCGGUUGAGAAAGCACAGAUUUCUCACUACAAUAUCCCUUAAAACAUCACUAUUGUCUCUGUAGAUAUCAGAGUCAUAUCAGUCACAGCAGUAUUUUAACUCCCUUAACAUAAUCCUAAUUUCCACAGCCUCUGUUGUAGCACUUCACAGUUGCUGAUUCAUGCCAAAAAGGAGAAAUGCUCUCAAAAUAUAUACCUUUAUGAUUGUGGCUUCAUGUUUUAUUUGACCAUAAUAAAGAUAUUACUUACGUA
This is a messenger RNA of Girardinichthys multiradiatus, 4397 nucleotides long. RefSeq names its product DDHD domain containing 2 (gene ddhd2). NCBI's taxonomy places the organism in Eukaryota, Metazoa, Chordata, Actinopteri, Cyprinodontiformes, Goodeidae. Gene Ontology annotation, cellular component: COPII-coated ER to Golgi transport vesicle. The coding region runs from base 207 to 2654 and encodes 815 amino acids. The transcript is spliced from 21 exons. Gene Ontology annotation, molecular function: protein binding; triacylglycerol lipase activity; metal ion binding. The record is from RefSeq and is a predicted model, not a curated record.